Nannospalax galili (Upper Galilee mountains blind mole rat) is the source of this 2997-nucleotide messenger RNA. RefSeq names its product axin 1 (gene Axin1). The record is from RefSeq and is a predicted model, not a curated record. The transcript has 11 exons. Lineage: Eukaryota; Metazoa; Chordata; Mammalia; Rodentia; Spalacidae. Bases 205 to 2799 code for a protein of 864 amino acids. Gene Ontology annotation, biological process: negative regulation of canonical Wnt signaling pathway.
GAGAGUCCUCUUCUGGUCCCAGGGCUUGGGGAUACCCACCACCGUGGUCUAGCAGGAGGAUGGACGUGGACUUGAUCCUGAAAGCCUGGCCUGGCCGCAACAGCAGCUCUACAGAAUCAAGGACAGAUUGAUUCCCUUGGGAGCUGUAAGUACUGAGGUAUUAGGGUGCAGCGAUCAUUGUUCACUGACGCACAGAGUCCCAAAAUGAAUGUCCAGGAGCAGGGUUUCCCCUUGGACCUCGGAGCGAGUUUCACCGAAGAUGCCCCCCGACCUCCAGUGCCUGGCGAGGAGGGAGAACUGGUAUCUGCUGACCCGAGGCCUGUCAGCCACAGUUUCUGCUCUGGGAAAGGUGCCAGCACUAAAAGUGAGACCUCGACAGCCACCCCAAGGCGUUCAGAUCUGGAUCUGGGGUACGAGCCUGAGGGCAGUGCCUCUCCCACCCCACCAUACUUGAGGUGGGCCGAGUCACUGCAUUCCUUACUGGAUGACCAAGAUGGGAUCAGCCUGUUCAGGACUUUCCUGAAGCAGGAGGGCUGUGCUGACCUGUUGGACUUCUGGUUUGCCUGCAGUGGCUUCAGGAAGCUUGAGCCCUGCAACUCAAAUGAGGAGAAGAGGCUGAAGCUGGCAAGAGCCAUCUACCGAAAGUAUAUCCUGGAUAGCAAUGGCAUUGUGUCUAGGCAAACCAAGCCAGCUACCAAGAGCUUCAUAAAGGACUGUGUCAUGAAGCAACAGAUUGAUCCUGCCAUGUUUGACCAGGCCCAGACAGAAAUCCAGUCCACCAUGGAAGAGAAUACCUACCCUUCCUUCCUCAAGUCUGACAUUUAUUUGGAAUACACAAGGACAGGCUCAGAGAGCCCGAAGGUCUGCAGUGACCAGAGCUCAGGGUCUGGGACAGGGAAGGGCAUGUCUGGAUACCUGCCCACUUUGAAUGAAGAUGAGGAAUGGAAAUGUGACCAAGAUGCAGAUGAGGAUGAUGGCAGAGACUCUGUCCCUCCCAGCAGGCUCACCCAGAAGCUGCUCUUGGAGACUGCUGCCCCGAGGGCCUCCUCAAGUAGACGGUACAGCGAAGGCAGAGAGCUCAGGUAUGGAUCGUGGAGGGAGCCCAUUAACCCCUACUAUGUCAACUCUGGCUAUGCCCUGGCCCCAGCCACCAGCGCCAAUGACAGUGAACAGCAGAGCCUGUCCAGUGAUGCUGACACUCUAUCUCUCACAGACAGUAGUGUGGAUGGAAUCCCCCCAUACAGGAUCCGUAAACAGCACCGAAGGGAAAUGCAAGAGAGUGUCCAAGUCAAUGGGCGGGUACCUCUACCUCACAUUCCUCGCACUUACCGAAUGCCAAAGGAGAUCCGGGUGGAGCCACAGAAGUUUGCUGAAGAGCUCAUUCAUCGCCUAGAGGCUGUCCAGCGCACUCGGGAGGCUGAAGAGAAGCUGGAGGAGCGGCUGAAGCGUGUACGGAUGGAGGAAGAAGGUGAGGAUGGUGACCUGCCUUCUGGCCCCAUGGGGACAAGUCACAAGCUGCCUUCUGUCCCAGCCUGGCACCACUUCCCACCCCGCUACAUGGACAUGGGCUGCUCUGGACUGCGGGAUGCCCAUGAAGAGAACCCUGAGAGCAUCCUGGAUGAGCAUGUGCAACGGGUCAUGAGGACACCUGGCUGCCAGUCACCUGGUCCAGGCCAUCGCUCCCCUGACAGUGGGCAUGUGGCUAAGACUACAGUGCUGGGGGGUACAGCUUCUGGCCAUGGGAAGCACAUGCCUAAGUCUGGGUCAAAGCUGGAUACAGCUGGCCUGCACCAUCACAGGCAUGUCCAUCACCAUGUUCACCACAGUUCAGCCAGGCCCAAGGAUCAGAUGGAAGCUGAAGCCACCCGCAGGGUCCAGAGCAGCUUCUCAUGGGGCCCAGAAAUACAUGGCCAUGUCAAACCCCGCAGCUAUUCAGAAAGCACAGGCAUCAUCCUCAGUGCUGGGGACUUGGCCUUUAGUGGUAAGGCCAGUGCACCCUCCAAACGAAACACUAAGAAGGCAGACUCUGGGAAGAACACCAGUGCUGAGGUACUGGGUGCCACUGAGGAUGCAGAGAAGAACCAGAAGAUUAUGCAGUGGAUCAUUGAGGGAGAGAAGGAGAUCAGUAGGCACCGGAAGGCGGGCCAUGGGUCUUCUGGGAUGAGGAAGCAACAGGCCCAUGAGAGUUCCAGGCCCUUGUCCAUUGAGCGUCCUGGGGCAGUGCACCCCUGGGUCAGCGCUCAGCUCCGGAACUCUGUCCAGCCUUCUCAUCUCUUCAUCCAAGAUCCUACAAUGCCACCCAACCCAGCCCCCAAUCCCCUGACCCAGCUGGAAGAAGCUCGUCGGCGUUUGGAGGAAGAGGAGAAGAGAGCCAGUAAGCUACCUUCCAAGCAGAGGUAUGUGCAGGCAGUCAUGCAGCGGGGACGCGCCUUUGUCAGGCCAGCAUGUGUGCCAGUGCUGAGUGUGGUACCAGCCGUGUCGGACUUGGAACUCUCCGAGACAGAGACAAAAUCACAGAGGAAGGCAGGUGGCGGAAGUGUACCACCAUGUGACAGCAUCGUCGUGGCCUACUAUUUCUGUGGGGAACCCAUUCCCUAUCGGACCCUAGUGAGGGGCCGUGCAGUUACCCUGGGCCAGUUCAAGGAGCUGCUAACCAAGAAGGGGAGCUACAGAUACUACUUCAAGAAAGUGAGUGACGAGUUUGACUGUGGUGUGGUAUUUGAAGAAGUGCGGGAGGAUGAGGCAGUCCUGCCUGUCUUUGAAGAGAAGAUAAUCGGCAAGGUGGAAAAGGUGGACUGAUCACCAUUGAGCACCAUGCACAAGGUGCACCAUCACUGAGGUGUACAGUCAGCCCAGUGGGCCACCUUGUCCUCAGGAGCCUGGUGUGUAGGGACAACACAAGAUUAUGUCAUAGGCUCUUCCUGGCUCAGUAUACCUCUGUCCUGGGUCUAGGGAAGUGGAGUCCUAAGUGGGUCCCAUGGGCUUCUCUGUCUUGUU